AUGAAAGUUCUACCAGGUCUUCCAGGGACCCUGUCUCUUCUACAUUCGGUAACUUCACUACCCAAUUUUAACCAAGCUUCUUCAGCCAUAUUAUCAAAAGGUUCUCCGACCAGCACACUCAUUUCAUUCAGCACAUUUCCUAUCUUUUGUACGGCAACAAUCACCUCGACAAGUGGUCAGCCUAUCAUAGCUGCAAAAGGAGCUUGUCCUACCACUGUCACUAUCAUUCACACACCCGCACCAGUUGCAUAUAAUAAAGAAGCUGUCGUUAAGCUAUCUACCGCUGAAAACGUCACCAGUUCCACCUUGGCCGAAGCAUCGACUUUGAAAACCUCGGCACAUACUACUGCAGUCACUACAGAGUUCGAGUCGAGCUCUGCCAGUUCUCACUUGGUUCCCAUAUCACCUGAGACUUCAAAAAAUUUGGUUGAAGUUUCGAGCAAAGCCUCAAGCUCUAUCGCUGUUUCCAUUUAUAUUACCUCGAAGUCAAGUGAGUCAACAAGUUCGGUGACUUCGAAACCACUAAGUAAUUGCACUCCACCCACGAGCGUCUUUGCGACAUCCAUUGCUUCACAUACCAGUACAUCAAGUGAUUUUUCAUCAAAGACAUCUGAACUAUCUUCGAAAUUUCUUUCUUCGACGACUUUACCUAGCGGCACCACCACAACACAAGCUUUUACAUUCACGGCAUCACUGGCGGUAUCAACAACACUUCUUGCUUCCUCAAAGAGUAUCGAGGUAUCUGUCUCAUUAGGACAUACUGAUAUCUCAAGAUCUGAGUCUUCAGUUAGUUCGAAUUCAUCCAAGAUUGCCGGUUUUGCCCCGACAACUCUUAGGACCACCUCGAGGAACGAAUCGAAUACGUUGAAGAAUUCCAACCCUGCUUCAUCAACGGCGGCACUCUCCUCAUCUUCUUCAGGAGUAAAAAUAUCUGAACCGAUUGCCCCAGUUGCUCUUGCCUCAAUUCCAAAGUCCAGCUUCAAGUUUCAUUUGAUAUCUUCAAACCAGUCAUCAUCUACUAUCUUAACAUCAAAAACAUCUGAAUCUUCUAUUCAAUCAACACACGAGUCUAAAUCUGAGUUUAGCUCAAGUGCAAGAGCAUCUGAGACUUCCAUUCAAUCGACACGUGAUUCCAAAUCGCAGACCAGUCCGGAAUCCUCGAAAAUAUCAUCAAUAAUCUUAACUUCUAAGCCAUCUGAGUCUGCGCAGACUACUCGUGAAAUUAAAUCCGAAUCCAGCUUAACAGCUUCUCCGCAAGUGUCUAUACCUGCCGUCUCGACCUCCCAGACAUCCGAGUCUUUUUCUACUCAAACAACACAAGAAAGUAAAUCAGACUCAAGCAAAUCGGCUUCAUCGGCGGUAUCGUCGGCUUUCUCGUCUUCUUCCCCUCAAACAAUACGAGAAAGUAUAUCAGACUCGAGCAGAUCAGCUUCGACGGCGCUAGGUCUCUCGACAUCUAGACCGUCCGAGCCAUCAAGUCAAACUCAACCGAGUCAAAGUCAAUCAAGUCACGAGUCAAAACCAAGUCAAAGUCAAUCGAGUCAAACUGAAUCAAGUCACGAGUCAAAAUCUAGUCUUUCCACUAGUGGAUUUCAACCAACUUCAGUAACUUCAAAGAGCCAAAGUCAAACUCAAUCAGGUCACGAAUCGAAAUCCAGUCUUUCUACUGAUAUUUUUCAACUAACUUCAGUGACUUCAAAGAGUCAAAGUCAGACUACCCAAGAGUCAAUUUCGGGAAAACAAUCAAGCACUUUCAAUAGAAUCCCCGAAGCAUCCAUUACUUCCCCAGAACACACAUCAACUGCAAUCAAGUCAUCAGAGACUAUAUCUCAAAGCUCCAGCACACAAGGACAAAGCACAUCAGAGUCAGAAGUCACGAGCAAAACCUCUAAGGCUCCUGUUCCAGGCAAAUCCUCGGACAUUUCCUCUCAGAGCACAAAUUUUGCAAGCAGUACUCAGAAAUCAUCUAUUCGUACCGAAUUACCUGAAACCGCUUCCUCAAGUGUGAAACCUUCAGUCAGUGAGAUCCCAAAGCAAAGUAGCUCGAUUGAAGGAGUAUCUACUUUGGUUAAGACUUCCGAACUUCAUUCAUCCAGCCCUUCUUCCUCCAGUCAGCCAGAAAAGACGGAGACUACAAAAGAAGCUGAAGGAGCCUCUCGUACAUCCUCCUCUUUACUUAGUAAGACUACAGGUGAAGUAUUUUCUACCACAGGCGAGAAAUCCAAGACUUCGAUCUCCUCACCUCUUACGUUGUCAUCUGAGGAAGAAUCAACUACCUCACAUGCAACAAAGCUUCCAACUUCUGAACUUAUCUCUAAAACAGGGUCAUUAAAAGAGGUACCAGAACCUACUGCGUUAUCUACGAGUAAGGUUCAGACCUCUACUGAAAGCUCUAAAUCAGAGUUAUCACAGUCACUCUCUUCAAAGGCAUCUGCAUCGGGUCUUGGUGAAUCAAACACGAAAGGUGUUCCCACCCAAACCUCCGUUCCAAAGCCAUCAUCGACAGAUAUGAAUAUUAGUGUUAUUGUGGGUUGUACGGCAACGCUCUCGAUUGUCGGCCAAAUUUUACCAGCAUGCCCACAUACUAUCACCCUCGAUUCAUUUUUUUCGAUCUCAAAAACACCGGUUUCGGUCUCACCUACAAGUAUCAUAAUUUCGACAAGUAGUCCUGCUACUUCAAAAGCAGUUGAUACUACCAGCUCAAAAUCACCAGAUACGCUUACAUCUGUCUCUGCGACUAGCCAUCUAACAAAUACAGUAUCUGUACCUAGGAGUAAACCGACUGAUACCGCAACCAACGUCCCAACUCCAGGAUCUACAGUUCCAGUGUCUAUGGCAUUACCUCCUACUUCUCAUCCAGCAACUAGUGCUCCAGUAGUUUCAGCUACAAGCAAGUCACCUGACUCGCCUACUUCGAGAGCAACAACCAAAUUACCUGUCAUCCCAACCUCGAUUCCAGAAAACAGUGCUCCAAGUAUUUCAGUAUCAAACAAGUCACCUGACUCAUCUAUUUCGAAUCCUAUCACAAGCAAAGCAUCUGAUCCUCCUACUUCAAAUACAGCAACUACCAAAUUGCCCACAAUUUCCACCUCGGUCCUAGCAACCGGUGCUCCGAUUGCUUCAGUAACGAGCAAAUCACCUGACUCGCCUACUUCUGAUCCAGUUAUAAGCAAAUCACCUGAUACCUCUACUUCCGUCCCACUUACCACAAAGUCGCCAGACUCACCUGCCAUUCCUGUGACUAGUCUUGUAACUUCUAAGGCUAGUAACGCUGGAGGAGAUACUUCUAAAACAGCCCCAACAACAGCAUCUACUAGUCAAGUCCGUACUGAAACCGCAAAAGCAACGUCAACUCCACAAACGACUUCAAAUCCUGUGUCUAAUCCAGAGACCAAAUCUGUCGAUACUACAACAAAUAACAUAUCCCUUCCAGGAUCUACGGUUUCCCCAUUAGUGUCACUGCCUGUGAGCAAUACGGCUGGCACAGCAACUAAUAUUGCCCCUCCCACAUCAACUACAAAACUGGUUUCUUCAACUGGGAGCAAAUUGAUCGAUACCGCACCCAAUGGCUCACCUCAAGGAUCUACAGUUUCAGCAUCAGUGUCACCACCUGUGAGCAGUACAGCUGGCACAGUAACUAAUGAUUCCCCUCCACCAUCAACUACAAAUCCUGAAUCUUUAACUGGGAGUAAACCGACCGUUACCGCAUCCAAUGGCUCAAUCCCAGGAUCUACAGUUCUUGUAUCAACGGGAAAUCCUGUGUCCACAAACCCUGUAUCAGUUCCUGAAACAAAGCCAGCAGAUACAGCACCUGUUAGCAAUCCAACCAAGACAGCAACCGGAAAUUCUCUAUCUUCGCCUUCAUCUACUGGAACCUCUGGGACCACUACAUCAGCUCUAGGCAUUCCAGUCGGUCUACCCACAAGUGAUAAAAGUACUGUCCUCCCAGAUUCUACAGGAACAGGUGAUAUCAUUGGCACCCAACCCAUAGCCAGCAAUUCCGGCCUCCAAACAAAUGCCACAGGGAAAGUACCCCUAACAACUGACACCGGUGCCGCAAUCCCAAGUCUCCAAAUAUCUCCCACCGGCGCAAAAACCAAUCCUGAGAUCACCACCGCAAUAUCCAGCCCAACAAUCACACCCACAACCAUCAAAUCCGCACCAGGCCAAACAACCCUCGCUCCCGUGGUCGUCAAUUCCCUAACCCUCAGCCAAAAAACCUCCAACUUUGUAAUCGGUACCCAAACCAUCAAACCCGGAUCCGAAGCCACCAUCAGCGGCGAACGAAUCUCCAUCGCUCCAUCCGGCUCUGCCAUCGUCAUCAACGGUGCAACAACUAGUACCAUCCCUGCACCCUCUUCCCCAUCCAGUGGAGCCAAAGCCGUUUUAUCCACCACCACUGAACCGCUCCCUGGUGUUUUGGUGCUUGAAACUUCGAGUAUCACGGCCGAUUUCAGUAACUCUGCAUUUGUGAUUGAAAGCGCCACCUUAACACAAGGCGGCGCCAUAACCAAAGACUCCACCGUCAUCAACUACCCAUCGCGCACCACGACCACUCUCCCCUCCAGCGUCAUCGUCAUCGGUUCCUCAACCUACACCAAGAAUUCCGCAUCAGGCGUUAUAAUCGGUAGUCAAACGCUCAAACCCGGAUCGAUUAUUACGUUAGAUGGCUCGACGCUAUCUCUCUCUCCGACCGGCAAUGCUGUGGUGGUCAAUGCUAAUAGUGGGUUUGUAACUAGUACGGCUAGUCUGGUGAGUGUAGUGCCGUUGAGAAGUUUGGUGAUAGGGGGGCAGACACUUACGGCGGGUGGAACGGUGACGGAGGGAGGCGAUAUUUUGAGUUUGGCGGCGGGGGGGACGGGGAUUGUGGUGGUGGGCACUAUGACGGUGGGUGGUGGGGGGGCGACGGAGGCUGCGAAGAAGAAGAGUGCGGGUGUUAAAGGGAUAAGGAUGGGGUUUGGUGGGUGGGGGUUGUUGUAUUUACAGAUUUCUUGCAUGUUUUUGGCGUUAUGGUUGUGA
Molecule: messenger RNA, 5019 nt
Organism: Sclerotinia borealis F-4128
Lineage: Eukaryota; Fungi; Ascomycota; Leotiomycetes; Helotiales; Sclerotiniaceae
Source: the annotation of a GenBank genome assembly